AUGAAGUUCUCUCUCGCCACCGUCUUCCUCGGCAUCGCCGCCGUCGCCUCGGCCCUUCCUCAGGAUAACCCGAUCGCGGCUCGUCAGAACCAAGGCCGCCCCAUGCCCUUCGGCACCUGCUGCAUCGCCAACACGAAUCUGAAGCAGGACGCUUGCGUCGCCGCCAACGGCGAGGCCGGCCGCUGCGUGCCCGGCGGCAACGACUGCGGCGGUAGGCUCAGCUGCAUUGGCCAGAGCAGUCUGACGUGCGACAACAACGUUAUCGAGCGCGGAAAGAGCCUGUGCCGCGCCCAGGCCCCGGGCGGCGGCUUGUUUGACGGAGCCAGGAUCAUCCAGAACCUGAGCCAGGCCAAGGUCAACUGA
Molecule: messenger RNA, 363 nt
Organism: Thermothelomyces thermophilus ATCC 42464
Lineage: Eukaryota; Fungi; Ascomycota; Sordariomycetes; Sordariales; Chaetomiaceae
Exons: 2
Coding region: 1-363 (120 amino acids)
Source: RefSeq, a predicted model, not a curated record